Molecule: messenger RNA, 1002 nt
Organism: Rotaria sordida
Lineage: Eukaryota; Metazoa; Rotifera; Eurotatoria; Philodinida; Philodinidae
Source: the annotation of a GenBank genome assembly
AUGUCGUCGACAAUUUCAUUAUUUCUCAAUCUUUCUCAACAAGUUGUUAUUUAUAUGAAUAUUCCAGUUUUAAUUGUUGGUGUUAUUGGCGGAAUAUUUAAUCUCAUAGUAUUUCUUAGUUUUAAAACAUUUCGACAAAAUUCAUGUUCAUUCUAUUUAAUGAUUAUGUCAUGGGUUAAUAUUGGUCAAUUACUUAGUGGUAAUUUUACACGAAUAAUGGGUGGUGGAUAUAAUAUUGAUUGGACACAAAAUUCAUUAUUUUAUUGCAAAAUUCGAUGGUAUUUUAUUCAAUUAUUUAUAUUAACAUCAUAUGCAUGUCUAUGUUUUGCAACAAUCGAUCAAUAUUUAGCAACAUCAUCACGUUAUCGAUGGCAACAAUGGAGUAAUAUUAAAUUAGCAUAUUAUCUUUGUUCAGCAUCUUUUAUUUUUGCAAUGUUACAUGGAAUUCCUUCAAUUAUUUUUUAUAAUUAUGGCUAUUCAAUUGUCACAGGUCAACGUGUUUGUACGAUUACUAAUAGCAACUAUCAACAGUACAAAACAUAUGGUUAUUUUUUAAUCCUAACAGGUUUUUUACCAAUUUUGAUUACUGUUCUUUUUGGAUCAUUGGCAUAUAGAAAUGUUCAACAAAUAGCUUAUCGCACAGUUCCACUUGUUCGACGUGAAUUAGAUAAACAAUUAACAACUAUGGUUCUUGUACAAGUUGUAUAUAGUUUGAUUGUCAUUAUGCCUUAUACUAUAUGUUUAUCAGUAACAACUAUGCUAAAUCUAAGAAAUGAUCCAGUUAUUGUUGCUAAAUUACAAUUUAUUGAAGCUUUGGCUGGAGCUUUUUAUUAUUCAUAUUUUGCAGCUCCAUUCUAUAUCUAUAUUUGUGUAUCAAAACGAUUCCGACAACAAUUAGCUUAUGUACUUAGUCCUAUUUUUAUUAGUUGUUCUAGACGUCAGCCAAUUAUUAGUAAUAAUCAAGUAGUACCAGAAAUUAAUGGAAAUUCAUUUCAAAAUUAG